This is a messenger RNA of Candidula unifasciata, 869 nucleotides long. Lineage: Eukaryota; Metazoa; Mollusca; Gastropoda; Stylommatophora; Geomitridae. The record is from the annotation of a GenBank genome assembly.
CUGGUUGUGCUCCCAAAUACCAACUGGAAACGAGUUCGAAAUACUUUAAAAGCCGCGAGUGAAAUGCAAGGACCGAAGAAACACAAACACACUCUUGAUCGCGAAGAUUCUUUCUUGAGGAAGUUCUCCACCAGAAAUCAUCAAGACAUCCAGAACUCACCCACCUCGUUCGACGACGAAGAUCAUAGAUUUAGCCACUCCCCCAACAGUUAUGAAGGGCGCUUUGUGAUCCAGCAUGACGGCACGUUCAUGUUCUACUGGCUAGGGAUCAUCACUCUAGCAGUUCUCUACAACAUCUGGACUUGUAUCGCCAGACAGGCGUUCGUGGAGAUCCAGCACGGUUGUCCCGCUUGCUGGUAUACUCUUGAUGGGGUUUUUGACUUCCUCUACGUCUGUGACAUCCUGGUUCAGUUCCGCACUGGAUACCUUGACCAAGGCCUUAUGGUAUAUGAUGCUAGAAAGUUAUUUGUUAGGUAUGUCAGAUCUAAGAGCAUUUACACCGAUUUCCUUUGCCUGUUGCCUUUGGACCUCAUACAGUUUGCGAUCGGAGUUCAUCCAAUGAUUCGGUUUCCCCGGUUCUUCAAAGUCUACAGGACGUUUCGGUUCAUCUACAUGAUGGAGUCACGGACGGCGUACCCCAACCUGUUUCGGGUAGCUAACUUGACCCACCUGGUGUUGCUGGGCGCCCACUGGUUUGCCGCUUUCUACUACAUGAUCAGCGAAGCGGAGAAGUUCACGGGUUCUUGGUCCUAUCCAAACCCCGUUGGUGAGUUCGCUGAAAUAACCCGGAAGUAUUUACAGUGCUUACAUUGGGCAGUAUUGACGUUAACAACCAUUGGUGACCUUCCUAUUCCGGAUAAUGCAAAUCA